AUGGCACCUGCCAAAGAAGAAGAAGAAGUUCGUCAUAAAUGUGUAGCAGUCAUAUUUGGAUCGACCGGGCUUGUGGGAAAGGAGCUCACGAUAAAGCUACUCUCCACCGAUAAAUGGAAAGUAUACGGCAUAGCCCGAAGAGCAGAGAUUACUAUAAUCAAACACCCAAAUUAUCAUUUCAUUUCAUGUGAUCUUCUUAACCCUAUUGAAACUCAAGAAAGGCUAUAUUCAUUACAAGAUGUUACUCAUUUAUUUUGGGUAACUUGGGCUAGCCAAUUCCCUUUGGACACCCGGGAGUGCUGCCAGCAGAAUAAGUUGAUGAUGUGCAACGCAUUAGAUGCAAUACUGCCAAUAGCCAAGGCAUUGAAACAUGUUUCUCUGCAGACGGGAGCUAAACAUUACGUCUCAUUGCAGCAAGGAGAUUUGUUUUCUUCCAAGGACGACAAUGUUUGUUAUUAUGACGAGGAGUGCCCAAGGGUGAGUACAGGAUAUAACUUUUACUACGUGCUUGAGGACUUGCUACAAGAAAGAUUAGGCGCAGGUAAAGUGGCAUGGUCUGUUCAUCGCCCUGGAUUGCUGAUGGGUUGUUCUCAAAGAACUUUAUUCAAUUUCAUUGGUAGUUUGUGUGUUUAUGGAACAAUCUGUAAUCGUCUGAAUAUCCCUUUCGUGUUUGGAGGGAGUAGGGAAUGUUGGGAAGAAAUGUAUAUAGAUGCUUCAGAUGCUCGGCUAGUGGCUGAGCAGCACAUAUGGGCAGCUAGCCAAAAUAUUGGUGAAGCGUUCAACGCUGUAAAUGGUGAUAGCUACACAUGGAAGAAAAUUUGGGGAGCUAUCGGCACAAAGUUGGGGGUAAAUAGACAGUCUUUCAGUCCGGAUUUGAGGUACUCAUUGGUUAUGGGUGACAAGGGAGGAAUAUGGAAAGAGAUAGUGAUGAAAGAGGGGUUGGUUGAAACAGAAAUGGAGGAUUUGGCUAAUUGGGAAUUCCUGGACAAUUUGUUCCAAUGCCCAGUCAAAAUGUUGGGGAGUCGAGAAAAGGCAGAUUGUCUUGGGUUUACAAAUAAGUACCAAACAUUGGAUUCAAUUGUGUAUUGGAUUGAUGUCAUGAGACAAGAUAAACUCAUCCCUUAG
Messenger RNA from Fraxinus pennsylvanica, 1125 nucleotides. NCBI's taxonomy places the organism in Eukaryota, Viridiplantae, Streptophyta, Magnoliopsida, Lamiales, Oleaceae. The record is from the annotation of a GenBank genome assembly.